Messenger RNA from Tremella mesenterica DSM 1558, 588 nucleotides. RefSeq lists its product as uncharacterized. The coding region runs from base 1 to 588 and encodes 195 amino acids. Lineage: Eukaryota; Fungi; Basidiomycota; Tremellomycetes; Tremellales; Tremellaceae. The transcript has 5 exons. The record is from RefSeq and is a predicted model, not a curated record.
AUGUCGCACGAUCGUUCGACUACGAUCGGUCUCGAAUCCGUACCUGUACUAUUGAGUCAAAGCAACUGUUUUGAUUGGAAACUUGCCAUAGAAAACUAUCUCCUUAUCCAUGGAUGUCUUGGGAUAAUCAAAGGUACGGAUGUCAAACCGUACCGCCAACCUACGAUCGCUCUUACGGUUCAAGCAGGAUCAGUCUGGGGCGUCGUUGUCUCACUAAGACAGGGUACUCGUCGAGGAACUACGGCUAACUUCGCCGUAUUCUCCGCUAGGCGGGGUUAUCGUGACAAAUCCUCUCUCGGUUCUCGUAACUUCGCCGUAGCUGGUCUCAGUGGUUUGAGUGGAGCCUUCAGCUGGCUUUUGCCGGUGGAUUUGAUCCAGUCAAGAACUUCUAUCUUCUGCUUGAGGGUAGCAUUACGCUUGGAGGGGUUGGCUCGGACACAUUUGGAUUUUGGUUCAGCUGCUCAAGUUAGCCAGACCGGCAAGCACAAAGGACUGCCUUGGGAACUGAGGGGUUUAGUCUCUGGCUCGUGGACCUUGGUGACUGCCUUAGGUGCUGAGGGUUCGAGAGGUUGGGUUAGAACCAACUGA